AUGUUCGUGCCUUACGACGGCCAGUCCAAACGCUUUGAUGCCACUGUCGCUUUCUCCGCUCAGAGAAGGUACACUUCACAGAAGAUCCACAAGGCCAAACGCGACAGGGCUGUAAGGCAGAAGGAGCUGCUUGACAGCUUGAAUAAAGCGCCAGCUUCAUCAUCAUCAUCCGCCAGUAGCGUGCAACAUGCGCCAUCUCCUUCAGAUUCCAAUAAUUCCCGCUCACCCGACGACGACGAUGAUAAUGCCAUCACCGUCGUGACGAGCCCACGCGCUCGUUAUCUUGUCGCCGAUCGAGCCCGGCCUUCUCAUGCUCUCACACUCCGCCAAAUCCAGGCUUCCACUCCCCAGUCUGGGAGCGAAACUUUCCGACCAACCUCGGUUAAGAUACCGUUCCGCGACAUGGUCUUUGGUGGUCUACGAGUCGACCCGUUUGAAACGUAUCCUAUUCAGACGCAAAGCUACUUUCCUGCCGUGGUCGAUUUCUGCAAAGAGGUCGUGUCCCUGGGACCCGGCUAUUUCCAAUUUGUCUUUUCCAACGAAGUUCUCUUCGAGGCCGUAGUCACCUAUAUCUUGUGUGUGAUGCCACAGCAGUCACGUGAGAUCAAACUCGCCAUGAUGCAUCAUUAUGGUUCGACUUUGUCAAAGAUUAGCCAAAGUCUUUCGUCGUCUCAGGCAAGGUCAAGAGACGAUGUCAUCUUGGCCAUCUGUAACUUGGCUGUCAUUUGUGCUUAUUGCGGGGACGACAAGCGCUUCGAAACUCACUUGCGAGGUAUUCAACGGCUGGUCGAAUUGCGAGGCGGAGUUGAAGGAUUAGAGAAGCAGGAUGGAUGGGUUAAAACUGCCCUUACAGCUGUUGAGGCUUUGGCUACUGUUCAUUCAAAGAAAGCAAUCCAGGCAGCAGUGCCAUCCAGCUUGACUCCAACUCCUGCUCUCACACCUCCUGAAACCCCGAACAGUGGUUCAGUGCCGGUCUACCCAAACCAUCCAUUCCCACCUGAUAUAUGUACUGUCAUCGCAGAUAUGCCCCAAGGCUUUCGCGAGCUCGCACUUACUGGCCACCUUUCUAUCCAACUUAUGAAUCGUCUAAACAUCACGCGCAGCCAGAUUGUUCAUCUCAUGGCCACCGCCACGAACAGUGACAAGGACCAGGAAUGGCUGGAACUGAUGCGCGCUUCCAGUCCGAUUGAGCGCAUGGCAUGGCUCACAGUUCUUGUGUACCACCUGCGAAGUUCCACCUUCACCUCAAACUGCAGAGAGCUUGCCGACAUUGUGCUCGAAUGUGGGCGCAAUGGCACAAAGUCUCAAGCGGAAGCUGAGUGGCUCCUGUGGGGCGCUUGUCUCAUGGUUGCGACUCCAGAUGCUGAGAAAGAGCUAGUAAGAGAACGCGAAAAGGUCAUCAAACUCAUCCUAAGCGGUUAUCCGGACUUGAAGUUCGAGCAUAUGGACAACAUUGCGAAGAGGUUUUUGUGGAGUGAGGGGCUCAGCGCCAGUUUGCGCACGCACAUCGCACAUCGCCUCAUUUCGAAAUGA
Molecule: messenger RNA, 1533 nt
Organism: Exophiala aquamarina CBS 119918
Lineage: Eukaryota; Fungi; Ascomycota; Eurotiomycetes; Chaetothyriales; Herpotrichiellaceae
Exons: 3
Coding region: 1-1533 (510 amino acids)
Source: RefSeq, a predicted model, not a curated record